Messenger RNA from Coccidioides posadasii C735 delta SOWgp, 966 nucleotides. RefSeq lists its product as uncharacterized. The record is from RefSeq and is a predicted model, not a curated record. Lineage: Eukaryota; Fungi; Ascomycota; Eurotiomycetes; Onygenales; Onygenaceae.
AGUAUACUGAAGCAACAUAGGUCGAACACAAAUUGAGGUAAGUUCUCCCCUGCAGCAAUUUUUUAAUGCGCUCAAAGCUCAUGAGCGGUAGGCAUAAGGAUGGCAACUGAGGUAUCGAGCAGACUUUUUUAUCAUUUCCUGGGAGCGCUGAAGAGAACACACAGCUUUAGCAAUUUUUCUUUUCCAUUAGGCCUGCCUCAGACGAGUAUGUCGUAUUCCGCUUCCAAGACAUGGAUAUCACCUCAGACCAAGGAGCUGGAGACAUGGACAAAGAUCCGCGACUCCAUCAUGCGCAUAUCCCCUCGCUCUCCGUUCAUUCCCAAAACAUUUGCCGACUGGCUGGAGCACCGACUCGCGAUAAAGGAGGACCAACUUCGAAAAGUCGUAAGGAAAAUUGCAAGAAUAAGUGGAAGAGAUGAUCGCCAGGAGACAACGAUACAUCCAGUUUUGGGGGUAAAAGAGAUCGAGGACCGCCGGGCUUUGGUUCUAGCUCGCGAAACUAUAUGGAGACAAUCCUUGGAGUCCUUCCCGGGCCGUCGCUUGGCACCAUGGCCUUCAUACGAAGAAUACAAACACGAAGGGGACGACCGUAGCAAAUCAGGGUAUAGACGAUUUCUUCCGUUGCCAAGAGACCCUGGCAACGUUACCGUAAAUUGGAAGCAGCGAAAGCCGUUACCACAAUAUCUUUUCGAUGAAGUGGGACGGCGAACAACAGUGGACAACGAGGAAGACAAAGAACCGGGCCUGGAUGAACUGCUUGCUAUGGAAUUCGUCGGUGCUUCACUCAUAUUGCUGCUUGACUCAUAGCAGUUUCUUCUCCUUAUUUUGGAAAGCGAAGCCAAAUCGAGGGCGUUUGAGCGAUUUUAAAGUUCAAGACAGGUCGAACAGGGCUGAUGAGUAGGCGGGGCAUGAGGACGUGGUAGAGUUAAUCACUUAACUUAUUGUUCCAGGGAUGGCCAGAGACCA